UAGGGCACAACUAAAAAGAGAAAAGAAAAAAAAGUCCCUUUUCGAAGAAUAAAAUCCAAAAGCAAACCACUCUCGUCUCGAAACAACCGUGACUGAACAAAAUAUCCUCAUUUUUCUUUUCCAAUUUCUAUCUACUAAAACGCUAAUGCUGAAUCGCUUCUAAACACUCUCAGAUCCACACCACAAAAAUAGCGUGUAUGAAAACGCUUGAAACUUCUUAGUUUGUUAUGGCGUCUGAAACGGCGUCGUCCGCUGAUGAGGAGAAAGAAACCCUUGUUUUUUCAGCUGCCGUUGAAGGAGCUACGACGGAUAAGAGAGGGAAGCAUCGAAUUCUUGCUGAAUUGAAGCGUCUUCAACAAGAUACUAAGUUUCUUCAGGAAGAAUUAGAUGAACUCGAGAAAACAGAAAACGUAUCGGCUAUAUGCAAAGAAUUGCUACACAACAUGGAUAGUAAACCCGAUCCACUACUCCCAGAAAUACAUGCACCUGUAAACCUAUCAUGGGAUAGAUGGUUUGAAGGGCCUCAGGAUGCACAAGCAUGUAGAUGUUGGAUUCUUUGAUUUAAAGCUGUAUGUCAAUUGCAUUGUACUGCAAAUAGGAUGUGAAUGUUACUACUACACAAAAGUGAGACUCUGGAACUGAAGAAAAUGCUCAGUGGCAUUUUAUACACACACUAAUUCUUUAAUGGCAUCAUUUUGUGUUAUAUUAGAAUAGAUUAUGCAUCAAAUACUGUCUAUCUGUAAUCAGUAAUCACAUUAAUUUACUGCAUUCAAUUAUAACCAUCAUUAUUUGUGCUUAGCGUGCUUUAAAUUCAAUACCAAACGGGGCCUUUGCGGUACUGUUUAUUUGUGUGCUUGAGUCAACCAAGAGAUUAUGGCUUUUGGUACUAAAUGUUAAUGUGUGUGCCUGAUUGAGAAUGAGAUUUUCUGGCAAAACUUGUAAGGCUUGGGAAAGCAAAGAACACUCAUUAUCCCUCAUUUCACAAGUAAAUUUGUAAUGAUAGAUCUUGUAAUCA
Messenger RNA from Vicia villosa (hairy vetch), 1015 nucleotides. Its product is annotated as guanine nucleotide-binding protein subunit gamma 2-like. Lineage: Eukaryota; Viridiplantae; Streptophyta; Magnoliopsida; Fabales; Fabaceae. The record is from RefSeq and is a predicted model, not a curated record. The transcript has 4 exons. Gene Ontology annotation, biological process: G protein-coupled receptor signaling pathway. The coding region runs from base 228 to 560 and encodes 110 amino acids.